AUGUCUCCUUCGGACCUCACUUACAUUCUCAUGGGCCUAGCAAGCUACCAGCUAGCAAACCGUCUGCUGCAUUACAUAGUCAAGCAUUAUAACCCUUCGUUCUACGCAACCCUAGAAAAAGACCAAUCUUCCAAACUUGCCCCUUACUUCGUCUUUCCCCUCGGCAUCCUCUUGACCCUCGUUUCCACGCCAGCUUGUUUGUACGCAUACGGCAACACGCCUCAAGAAACAGACAUCUUUGGCGUCCAACGGCCCUUCACCACAACCGGCGAGGUCUGCCUAGCUUCCCGCGGCAUCCUCUGGGUCUCUGAGCUGCCACUGCUCGCCUACUCCCCCGAAUACGUCAUUCAUCAUGUUCUCUCCCUGGGCUCCUUGCUUCUCAUUCUCGUGCGGAGCAUGCCGCGGCGGCCGAUAUACCUGAUCUACGCGGGCCUGCUAACCGAGCUGUUCUCCGAUACCGUUGCGCUUUUGAGGCUGCAUGGGCGCCAUGCAGGUUCCUCUUCGACGUUUAGAACGGCGAUGCUUGCAAACGUUGUGGGCAUGCUUAUGCUACGGAUCCUUCCCAUUGUGGUUUUCACAGCAGGGAUGCAGAAGACGAGCCUGGACUACGUGGGAGGCAUUGUGAUGUACUGCGCCUAUCUCCUCCGACUGUCGUUCUUGCAACUAAAGAUUCUGGGUUUCAUCGAGGGCAACUUAGGUCAGAGAGUUCUGGCCUGGUUCUUGGGGAAGUCUGCGAGGCAAGCAGUUACGAACUGGAUGCCUCGACCGAAGACUCUCGUCGUUUGUGCUGCAAUUGCGAUUGCGCUGUCUUCAGCCAUUGAGUAG
This is a messenger RNA of Colletotrichum gloeosporioides, 825 nucleotides long. RefSeq lists its product as uncharacterized. NCBI's taxonomy places the organism in Eukaryota, Fungi, Ascomycota, Sordariomycetes, Glomerellales, Glomerellaceae. The record is from RefSeq and is a predicted model, not a curated record. The transcript has a single exon. The coding region runs from base 1 to 825 and encodes 274 amino acids.